GAAGAAAUGGGAGCCCGCCAGGGGGCGCUGCGACCACGCUCAGGCUCCCGAGCCCCCUAGGGCCGCACGAGCCGGACGCAGAAGACGGAGUCAACGCACGUUUUGCUGCGGACUGGGCUUAUUAGGCGGGAAAAGCGGCCUCUCGAUUGGUCCGCCACGUCCUCGUGCCCUGGGCGUUAACCGCUUGGGUGGGACCUGACAAAGGCUAGCGCGUGCGCAGAGCGCAGAACGCAGUGGCGCCGGAGAAGCUGUCGUCGUUCUUCGCGAGGCCGUCUGCUUCCCAGGCAUCUUGGUUGGAAUAAAUUGGACACUUUUUUGAAGAAAAAUGGCCACUGCUCAGAUGCAGAGGAAUUGUAUGAGUGCAGUGAUAUUUCCCAAUAAGAUUUCAACUGAGCAACAAUCUUUGGUAUUGGUGAAGAGACUCCUAGCUGUUUCUGUAUCCUGCAUAACAUACUUGCGAGGAAUAUUUCCAGAAUGUGCCUAUGGAACAAGAUAUUUAGAUGAUCUUUGUGUCAAAAUUCUGAGAGAAGACAAAAAUUGUCCAGGAGCGACUCAGCUAGUGAAAUGGAUGCUAGGAUGCUAUGAUGCUUUGCAAAAAAAAUAUCUAAGGAUGGUUGUUCUGGCUGUGUACAGCAAUCCAGAAGACCCUCAGACAAUUUCAGAAUGUUAUCAGUUUAAAUUCAAGUAUACCAGCAGUGGACCAAUUAUGGAUUUCACAAGUAAAAACAAAGGCAGUAAUGCCAGCCUCUCAUCUUCUGACACAAAGAAAGCAAGUAUUCUCUUAAUUCGCAAGAUUUACAUUCUGAUGCAGAAUAUGGGACCUUUACCUAAUGAUGUCUGUCUGACAAUGAAACUUUUUUACUACGAUGAAGUUACACCAUCAGAUUACCAACCUCCUGGUUUCAGGGAAGGUAACUGUGAAGGAGUAAUAUUUGAUGGAGAACCCAUGUACCUAAAUGUGGGGGAAGUUCCAACACCUUUUCAUACCCUGAAAGUGAAGGUAACAACUGAGAAAGACCGAAUGGAGAACAUAGAUAAAGCCAUACUAACACAGAAACAAUUAAAAACCCCACUACAGAAAAUCCUGAUGGACAGAGAAGAUCUAGAAGCACAGGAAGAGUUCAUGAAUGAAGAUUUUGUCACUAGUGAUAAAAUGAGAGAGCAGGAAAAAACUCGUGAGCCUUUAGAAUUCGAAGAAUUAAGUUUAGCUUGUGAAGAAGAUGAGAUUAUGAGGUCUGAAGAAAGUCCAGAUCAUUCUAUCUCUCCUUCUCAGGUUGAACAGUUGAUCAGUAAGACAUCAGAACUUGAUGUGUCUGAAAGCAGAACAAGAAGUGGGAAGAUUUUCCAGAGCAACACUAUUUAUGGAAAUCAGUCAGUGAAGACUUCUAGAGAAAAUAAGAAGAGGAAUAGAUCUGAAUCAGGGAGAAAGGUCCUCCAAUCCUUUGAACAUUCCAGUGAUCAAGACUCAGUGCCAAAAAGGAGAAAAUUUAGUGAAUCAAAGACUUUCAUAUAGAAAUAAUUUUUAUGAUUAUUUGUAAAAGUUUUCUUAACAUCACUAUCUAAACUAAAUAAUAACAAUGAUAUUACAGAGCAAUAAUAUAUUUUAAGGUUGUAUCUCUUCCUCCCCAUUUCUACCCCCAAACCCCAGAAACCUGGAAUUACACAUUUCAGAAUUGACUAUGGCUUAAAAUAUUAUGCAGUAAAAACCAAAUUUUGAUCUACUCUGAAAAAAUUUAGAGGUUAGUCUAUGGUGUCAAAGGCAAAUAAAAUUGUCAGAAGUCUAGUACCUCAUUUGCCAGUUAGCCCUGACCUAUAUUUGGUAGACCAUUCAUUUAGAAAUAUUAAUUUUAAUUUACUUUAAUACAGUGAAUUUUUGAAAUAAUACAUAUUGAGGUAUUAACAUUUGGUGCAUUCACAAUUAUAUGUCUGUAUUAAUUUGUUUGACCGUUAUCAUAUAAAUUGUGACUGUCAUUUUGUUCUUCAGUACUAUUUAGUGUUAAAAUGAUGAUCUAUAAUUUAUUGCAGAUAUUUUAAAAUAUUUUUUACAAAUUUAAUGCAGCAAGAUUUUACUAUAACAUUUUUAUUUUUUUAAUGAGUUUUUAUUGAUAUUUUCUGUUUCUUACAUCACCAUAGUAUCCCUAUGGAUCCUUUUCCUCCCUCUCCCAGAGAGCCUCCCUUAUGACAAAUAGUAUGUUUUAGAGCAGAAAAGUAAAGUCAGUACAUUUAAAAAGUCUGAAAACAUGUGGACCUCCCAUCUCCACAAAGAGGUAGGUUGGGAGAACCUUCUCGUAGUUCUUAAUUUGAGUUCUGUUUGAUCUUAAUAAUUUUGUUACAUUUACUUUUGAUUUUUGGUGUCAUUUUUUCCAUUUAUACAAUGUUGUAUAUAUUGUUUUCUUGGCUCUGCGUAUUUCACUCUGCAUCAGUUCAUGGAGAUCUUUCCAUGCUUCUCUGUAUUCAUCACACAUAGUUUCUAACAAGACAGUAAGAUUUCACUACAUUUAUGCACCACAGUUUGUUUAGUCAUUCCCCAGUUCUUGUUUUCAACUCUUAGUUCUCACAAAAAGUGCUACCAUAAAUAUUUUGGAGUAUAUGGGGAUUUUCUUCUACUAGAUGGCUUUCUUGGGGUAUAACCUGAUAAUGGAGUUAUGGACGAGUUAUGGACUUUUUAUUUACAUAAUUCCAAAUUGCUUUACAAAAUGGUUGUAUCUUUUCAUAGCUCCACUAACAAACUAUUAGUAUGUCUAUAUACAACCCUUUCAAUAUUGCCGUUUAUUAUCAUUUCUGUUAAUUUUCAGGACAUAUGAUGAAACCUCAGGGUUGUUUUGAUUUGGUUUUAUUAAAUUUAUUAAAUUACUAAUUUGAAGCAUUGUAUAGCAUUUUCAACAACAAAUAAAACAUUUACUGUGUUGUA
Messenger RNA from Monodelphis domestica (gray short-tailed opossum), 2911 nucleotides. The record is from RefSeq and is a predicted model, not a curated record. NCBI's taxonomy places the organism in Eukaryota, Metazoa, Chordata, Mammalia, Didelphimorphia, Didelphidae.